Oryza brachyantha (malo sina) is the source of this 1516-nucleotide messenger RNA. RefSeq names its product probable plastid-lipid-associated protein 12, chloroplastic. Lineage: Eukaryota; Viridiplantae; Streptophyta; Magnoliopsida; Poales; Poaceae. The coding region runs from base 81 to 1280 and encodes 399 amino acids. The transcript has 11 exons. The record is from RefSeq and is a predicted model, not a curated record.
ACUCACCUGCUCGUCCAACGAAUAUCCUUCCUUCUCCCGCUCAUCCACUGCCGCCAUUCUCCCUUGCGCGCGCCGCCGUCAUGGCCGCCGCCGCCGCAGCAGCAGCAGCCGGAGGAGGCUUGCUCCACCUGAAGGCCUCCCGUGUGCCGCAGCCGCAGCCCUCCGCUGCCGCGCUUCCUCGCCUUCGUUGGGCCCCGUGCGCGGCGCGGGGACCGCGGCGGGGACGGCGGCGCGCGGUGGCGGCGGAGGAGGCGUCGUACACCGGGCCCGAGGAAGAGCUCCUCGAGGCGCUCGUCGGGGUCCAGGGACGCGGGCGCGCCGUCGCGCCACGCCAGCUCCAGGAGGUGGAAAGGGCUGUGCAGGCUCUGGAAGCACUGGGAGGUUUGCCCGAUCCGACAAACUCAAGUUCAAUAGAGGGUAGUUGGCAGCUCAUAUUCACUACGAGACCAGGGUCGGCAUCCCCUAUUCAGAGGACAUUUGUUGGAGUUGACUCUUUCAAGAUCUUUCAGGAAGUUUACCUUAGAACAGAUGAUCCCAGGGUGGUCAAUGUUGUGAGGUUUUCAGAAUCAAUUGGUGAACUGAAAGUAGAGGCAGAAGCAACUAUUGAAGAUGGAAAGCGAAUUCUUUUUCGAUUUGACCGAGCAGCAUUCAGCUUCAAGUUUUUGCCAUUUAAGGUUCCAUACCCAGUUCCCUUCAAACUUCUUGGAGAUGAGGCGAAGGGUUGGCUUGACACUACAUACCUGUCUCGAAGUGGGAACAUACGUAUUUCUAUGGGAAACAAGGGAACCACAUUUGUUCUCCAGAAAAGUGCAGACCAACGGCAAAUGUUGUUGUCAGCGAUAUCCGCAGGGACAGGUGUGAAAGAGGCUAUAAAUGAUCUUACUUCAAGCAGACAAGAAAGUGAAGCUGAUUUGAACACUCUAGCAGGAGAAUGGCAACUAUUGUGGGUCUCAGAGAGUGAGGAUGAAAGCUGGUCUUCUGUUGUGUCUGCUGGUUAUAAGGGUUUCCAGAUCAUAAAAGAAGAUGGACAGCUGAACAAUUUGGUAAGACCUUUUCCAGGUGUCAGCCUCAAUGCAAAAGGCAGUAUAUCCAAAAAUGGGGAUGGAAAUAUCUUUAGUGUGUCCAUGAAUGAAGGAACUGUUCAAGCUGGUGGGUUGCAGUUUCCCUUGGAUGCUCGAGGAGAGUUUGGCAUGGAAAUCUUGUAUGUUGACAAUAAGAUAAGGAUAUCUAAUAUCAACCAACACAUGCUUGUCCAUUUACGGAUUGCUGGUAGAACAUAAAUGCUUAGCUUCAUCGAUGACAAUCCCUGGAUUUUAUGUAAUUGGCUCUAAUGAUCGAAUGUACACUUUGUAUAGCUGAACUAGUACAACACUAAGAUUGCUGUAAUUAUGAAUCAACAUGAGCUUUGCAUGUACUCAAAUCAUGUUAUCUAAAAGUGCAAUUCUACACCUGUUUUAGUCAUGGCCAUCAUGACGAGUUAAUGAUAUAUAUUAUAAGAAUAAUGUCGCGUUUCUGA